UCUCAGAAAUUCAUAUCCACCCUACCCACAACAUACAACUCAACUCACCUUCUCUACUAUUACUAUUUCGUCUUUUUCUCUUCUAUUCGCUUACAAAAUAAGUUUCACUUCGGUUUUAUCGCACUCAACUUCCUGCCGAUUAAACAUGACGACACAAUCGGAGAAUACCUUGACGGUUGAAGCUGCGUCGACACUGGUGAAUGAACUCAGAGCAACAUUUGCUUCCGGCGAAACACGGAGUUACAAAUGGAGAAUUUCGCAACUAAAGCAACUCUAUAAGAUUGCUGAGCAUCACGAACAAGAAAUCGUAGAUGCUCUUCUUAGCGACGUCGGUAAACCGCCGCUCGAAACGGUUGCUUACGAGAUUGCUAUGUUGAAAAACUCAUCUAAAACUGCAAUCAAGGAAUUGAAGCGGUGGAUGGCUCCGGAAAAGGUCCCAACAUCCCUCACUACAUUUCCUGCUUCAGCUGAAAUAGUAUCUGAACCACUUGGAGUUGUGUUGGUCAUCUCUGCAUGGAACUAUCCAUUUUUACUGUCACUUGAUCCAGUCAUUGGAGCUAUUGCAGCUGGUAAUGCUGUGGUCUUAAAACCAUCAGAAAUUGCUCCAGCCACAUCAGCAUUGCUAGCAAAACUGGUAGGGGAGUACAUGGAUAACUCAUCUAUACGAGUUGUUGAGGGAGCAGUUGAUGAAACAUCAGCAUUACUGCAACAAAAGUGGGAUAAAAUUUUCUAUACAGGUAAUGGAAGAGUGGGACGCAUUGUGAUGGCGGCUGCUGCUAAGCACCUUACACCAGUUGUGCUGGAGCUUGGAGGAAAAUCCCCUGUUGUUGUUGAUUCAAAGUCAAAUAUCAACUUACAGGUUACAACUAGAAGGAUAAUUGCUGGAAAAUGGGGUUGCAACAACGGACAGGCUUGCAUUUCUCCUGAUUAUAUUAUAACCACAAAAGACUAUGCUCCUAAGUUGGUGGAUGCUCUAAAGACUGAAUUGGAAAGUUUUUACGGAAAGAAUCCUUUGGAAUCAAAAGAUUUGUCACGUAUUGUAAACUCGAACCACUUUGCUCGUCUGACUAAGCUUUUGGAUGAUGAUAAAGUUUCUGGUAAGAUUGUUCAUGGAGGUGAAAAGGAUGAAACCAAAUUGAGAAUUAGCCCUACUCUUCUAUUAGACGUUCCGCGAGAUUCUCUAAUAAUGAGUGAAGAGAUAUUUGGUCCUUUACUUCCCAUCGUCACAGUGGAUAAAAUAGAAGAAAGCUUUGAUGUGAUAAACUCAGGACCAAAGCCUCUUGCUGCAUAUAUAUUUACCAACAAUAAGAAUCUCAAGGAGAAGUUUGUUAAGACGAUUUCUGCUGGUGGUUUGGUCAUCAACGACACUACUAUACACCUUGCGGUUCAUACUCUACCUUUUGGAGGAGUAGGUGAUAGUGGAGUUGGUGCAUACCAUGGAAAAUUCUCGUUUGAUGCAUUUAGCCACAAAAAAGCAGUUCUUUAUCGCAGUUUUUUCGGUGAUGCUUCUAUAAGGUAUCCACCAUACACCAAAACAAAGUAUAGAUUGAUGAAGGCUCUCAUGACUGGCAGCAUAAUUGGUAUAAUUCGUGCUAUAUUUGGAAAGUCCUAGAAUUAUUUGUAUUGAAAUCUAGAAUUUAAUUGUAUUUGGCAAGUCUUUUAUUCUGGUUUACUUGUAUUUUAUUGUUUUUUUUUUUUGGUUUAAACACAUCAACCAUGACUUUUGUGCUUGACUUGAGAAUAAAUUAGAUAGUGCUAUAUUAUAAUUCUCACAUGUGUAACUGAUAACUCUAGUGGUGCUAAUAUCACUUGGAGUGUAAGUAUGAAAAAUUGUGUCCUUUCUCCUGUGAUGGUUGCCAACUUAUAUAUGAUUUGAUUUGGAA
Messenger RNA from Vicia villosa (hairy vetch), 1883 nucleotides. Its product is annotated as aldehyde dehydrogenase family 3 member H1-like. Gene Ontology annotation, cellular component: cytoplasm. The record is from RefSeq and is a predicted model, not a curated record. The coding region runs from base 146 to 1612 and encodes 488 amino acids. NCBI's taxonomy places the organism in Eukaryota, Viridiplantae, Streptophyta, Magnoliopsida, Fabales, Fabaceae. Gene Ontology annotation, biological process: aldehyde metabolic process. The transcript has 9 exons. Gene Ontology annotation, molecular function: aldehyde dehydrogenase (NAD+) activity.